GUUAACUAAUAUUCUGGAGGUGUGGCUCAUGCACAAUGGCAGAGAAGAGGUAUCUUGGUAAUCCAUGGCUCUCUGAUUUUACUAAAGAGGGAUGCAACAGUCCCAGUAAAGCCCAAGAAACCUUAAAGUUAUUAAAGCCAAAAAUAUUGACUGAACUAGAAUCAACGUUAAAAAGAAUAGAUGCUCAUUAUAAAUCCAGUGCCUCCUCUGACCAGUCUGUAUACACUGGAACAGGAGGCCUAGCAUUCCUUCAUCUUCACUUGGCAACUAGCAUCUUCUCUGAUGACAAGGAGCGAGCUCAGUAUGAGUUAUCCCUGUGCCUCAGUUUUAUUGAGCCUUCCCUAGCUCACCUCAAGACUCAUCGUAAAACAUUCCUUUGUGGAGGAGCAGGCCCUUUAGCAAUUGCUGCAGUUUGCUAUCAUAAGCUAAGCAGGAGCUCUGAGUCCUUGGAGUGCAUUAGAAGACUCUGCUCCAUGUACAGUGAGAACAAAAGAGAAUUUGAGAGACUUCCUAGUGAACUUUUAUACGGUCAAACCGGCUAUCUGUAUGCUCUGUUAUUUGUUAGCUCGUUCAUUCCAGGGUCAAUUGACAUUGGACUCAUGGAAGAGAUCUCUCAGUUAAUACUCAGUUCCAGUACAAAAGACUCUGAGUUUCCUUUAAUGUAUACUUGGCAUGAGAAACAUUAUUUAGGAGCUGCUCAUGGUCUUGCUGGAAUACUCACAGUCUUGAUGCAAGCAAUUCACUUAAAAUCUAUCUCUAGUCACAUUGAUGCCAUCAAGUCCACAAUCGAUAAACUUCUUACACUUCAAUUCUCAACUGGAAACUUUCCCUCUAGUUUAGAGUCUUGUUCAAAUGAUAAACUAGUUCAGUGGUGCCAUGGUGCACCAGGUUUUGUACACAUGCUAGGAAUGGCUUAUAAAGUUUUUCAUGAUGAGAAGUAUUUGAUUGCUAUGGAAAAAUGUGGGGAAGUUAUUUGGGAAAGAGGACUGCUUCUCAAAGGUUUUGGUCUGUGUCAUGGUACUGCUGGCAAUGCCUACUCUUUACUGAGUUUAUACCAGUCAACUGGUCAGGACUAUCAUCUCCAUCGUGCUAUAAAGUUUUGUGAAUGGUGUAUGACAGAGACAGAAGCAGGAAAACUGCCUGAUAGACCCUUUUCUCUUUUUGAAGGCAUAGCUGGGAAGGUAAUUUUCCUUGCUGAUAUUUAUUAUAAUAGCCAGAAGUGUCAUUUUCCUGCUUUGGGUUUUGAUUCCAAAUGACCUUUUAAUUAUUCAUUAAAAAUAAUUAAUUUAUUGUGCUUAUUAAUCUAUUCGUAAAUUUAUUAACCCUUUCUAA
Messenger RNA from Amphimedon queenslandica, 1332 nucleotides. RefSeq names its product lanC-like protein 2. Gene Ontology annotation, biological process: carbohydrate metabolic process; peptide modification. The record is from RefSeq and is a predicted model, not a curated record. Gene Ontology annotation, cellular component: plasma membrane. Bases 36 to 1256 code for a protein of 406 amino acids. The transcript has 8 exons. NCBI's taxonomy places the organism in Eukaryota, Metazoa, Porifera, Demospongiae, Haplosclerida, Niphatidae.